GCUGUCGAGCUAUUCAGCUCAAACUUUGAGAGAGCGAGUGCAGAGAGAUCCUUGGGAGCGCUGCUUUGCUGGGCUGGCCAGAGCUGGCGCGCGCGCGUGUCUGUCUCUCUCUCCCUCUCUGUGGGGAACAUCCCAUCCCUUCAAGAGCGCGGCAAGAUCUGCCGCCUGCCUGCUGCUGAGGCAUCUGCAUCGCCCUCUCUCCUCUCCUCUCCUCUCCGCUCGUUUCGGGGCUGGGGAUGCUCUGCGGCUGGGGGGCAGCCCUUCUUCUCCCCGGCGGAGGCGAGGAACAAGGACAACCUUCCUGAAUAUUUCAUCGCCCCGCCAAACAAAGCCCGCCUUCGCCGUUUCCUCUUUUAUUGUCCGAACCGACUGUGAAGGAGAGACAAGGAGAGAUGCAAAGGGAGGAGGGGGCUGUUGGGAAGCUAUAAAAUAUCUUGUUUCGGGGGGCUCAAAGCACAACUUCGCCGAGAAGGAGGAGGAGGAGAAGUAGUUCUCUGCGGUUCGGAGUUUCCCCCUCGUUGUGAUUGGGUUUGCCGGCCAACCCAGAUGAAGUAGAGGCGCGUUUGGAGCGGGCUGAGGCUGAGGAGGGGCUGCCAUGCCUCCCUGAGGCAAAGCCCAGGCAUGCCUUCUCCCGCCUCCGCCUGAAAGCAGCGUCCCCUUGACCUCCAGCCCGGCGGAGGGAGGCGGCCUGGCGGCUCUGGCGGCUUCUUCUCCUUCCUCGGCGGCGAUGUGGCCGACGGGGGGCGCGGGCAAGCUGCCCUCCCCGCGGGACUCGGCGUUGCGGAGGGCGGCUUUCUCCGGGAACCUCUCGGCGCUGCCUUCGCACUUGGCGCCCAGCGGGAGGAGCGUGCGGGUCUUCGUCAGCACCAACCCCGAAGAUACAGUAGCAGAAAGAAGUGCAUUACGAGAGCAUGUAUAUCCUAAACUGCGGGAAUUCUGCAGGGAAAAUUAUGGACUAGAAUUUCAGGUUAUCGAUCUGUAUUGGGGAGUAGAACCAGAGGAAUGGCACAGCCCAGAGCUCCAGAAAACCCGCAUGAGGCUAUUAGAAGAUUGCCUGAAGACAUCUGCAGGUCCAUGUUUUGUUGGCCUUUUGGGAGAAAAAUACGGAAGUAUGCGAAUACCAGGAGAAGUAGAAUCAUCAGAAUUUGAAAUGAUUCUGGAUGCUGCUGUUGAGGCAAAACUGGAAACAAGGAUUUUGGAAGAGUGGUAUUGCAGAGAUGAGAAUGCAGUGCCACCAACUUAUUAUCUCAAACCAAAAUCUGAAAUGUUGAAGAGCAAUCCCAAUAUGAUGGAAGCAUCCUCAAACCCUGUAAGUGAAACCAAAUGGCAGGAGAUCACAGAAGAAAUUAAGACAAUUAUUAAAACAGCUGUGAAGAUGCUAUAUGAAAAGGGGAAAAUGAAACACAGUCAAGCAAAGAGAUAUCUUUCUUCCGCUAUCGAAGAUGAAUUUGAUUUUGCAUUAGGAAAACAAACCCCAGCUUUCCUAAAGAAGUGUGUUUGCUACAUACGGAAGAUUGCAAACAUAGAGCGUUUUGUUAAAGUUCCAGAGAUGGAGAAAUACAUGGAUGUCCUCCACGCAGGUGGAAAGCAUACACGUGACCCGGAAGCACUUGAGAAACUCAUCAGACUCAGGGAUGAAUUUGUUCCUACCAUUGUAGCAUCAUCAAAUUUGAGAGUCUACACUUCUGUCACCCACUGUGACAUCAAAUAUGGUUACACACAAGAAGUGGAGAACCACUACAUUGAAGGGCUUGGCAAACAGUUUUAUGAAGACAUGGUUGAUAUCAUUCAAGCAACUGUGCAACAGAAUUUUGACAUAGAGACAGAUUGGCUCUAUGACGAAGUCCUCCAACAUUCCUCACUAUGUCGAACCUACUCUUCAUUCUAUGAAUACAAGUGUGAUGCUAGGAAUAUUAUGCACAAAUACAUCCGGCCUAGGAAAAUGGGCCACAUUAACCCUCUUGUCAUAUAUGGAGGACCAUGCACUGGAAAAACCUUCUUAUUGGCAGAAGUUGCAAAAAAGGCUUAUGGUUGGUUGAAGGAAGAAAUGGGACCAGAAUCUGACCCUGUAGUAGUUAUCAGAUUUUUGGGAUCCACUGAGAUGAGUACAGACCUUAGGAACCUGCUUCAAAGUAUUUGUGAACAAUUAGCAAUUAACUAUCGCUGCCUCGUGCAAAAUUAUCCCAAAAAAAUCCACGACCUCCGGGAGUUGUUUAUAAAUCUUCUGAAUGAAUCUUCAUUUCAUAGACCUCUGGUUAUGAUAUUUGAUGCUGUGGAGCAGCUGUCAGAUAAUGAUGAUGCUAGAAAACUGUGGUGGCUCCCUAUUCAUUUGCCCCGUUCAGUGAGAAUUAUCUUGUCAACACUGCCAAACAAACAUGGAAUCCUGCAAAAACUGAGGUGCCUUAUACAUAAUGAGGAUAACUAUAUUGAAUUGAUGCCUAGAGACAGGAAGAUGUGUAGUCAAGUUCUCAAGCAGCAACUGCUCCAAGUUAAAAGAAAAGUAACAUCCGGGCAGCAAAUCUAUGUCAAUGAAGCUUUUUCCAGAUGCACACUGCCUAUGUUUGUAAAUUUAACCUUCAGAGAGGUCCAAAAUUGGAGAUCUCACAAAGAUGUUGAUGAGUCUUCUCUCUGUGUGACUGUUCAUGACAGUAUAGAGCAAAUGUUCUGGUCAGUAGAAAACAACUGUGGACCCAGACUUGCCUCACGAGCCAUUGGUUACAUCACCAUGGCCAAGUCUGGUCUCAGUGAAAUGGAACUGGAAGACAUUUUGGCUCUUGACAACACAGUUAUGUUCGAACUAAAUGAGAGCAUCAGACAUCACAACCCACUGAGAGUUCCUUACAUUUAUAUUGCACGACUGAAAGAAGGAUUAACCGGAUACUUAAUGGAAAGGCAAGUUAAAAACGUUACCCUUUUAGUAUGGGCAAAUAGGCAUCUACAACUUAUUGCCCAAAAGAUGUAUCUUAAUAAUGAAGAAGAUGUCCAUGAAAUGCAUAUGGUGAUGGCUGAAUAUUUUCUGGGUGUUUGGUCAGGAGGUAGAAGGAAGUCUCUUUACAAUGAAGACCAAUACCUGAAUGGUUGCCUUGAUAGUGACAGUAGGAGCAUGAAUGAUGAGGAAAAACACAUAAUGGAUCAGACCAAUUUUGAUAGGCAGUCACCUGAUCAGCCUUGGGUAUUCCAGUGUAACCCUCUUGAACCUGACAUCUUUUUUGUCAACCAUAGAAAAAUGACAGAACUUUUGCACCACUUGACUCAGUGUGGGAAAACAGAUGACAUGCUAUACGGUGUCAUUAUGAAUUUCAGUUGGUUGUAUACCAUGAUCAAAAUUGGGCAGUUUGACAAAGCUCUCUCUGAUGUGGAAUUGGCCUAUAACUAUUCACAAGAAAAAGAACUAAAAUUCCUUGCAAACACACUUCGCGCUAUAAAAUACAAAGUGAUAAAAUAUCCAGGUACCCUCUCUGCUGAAUUACAGCAGAGACUUCUUCCCGUUGUUAGUUCAUUGCCUAAACUGAGGCAGCUUCUUCUGGAAUGUGAUAAAGAUGGUCCUAAAUACUGCUCCAUUGUUCCACUGCAUUCUUCGAUGGAUGUAACUUACAGCCCUGAGAGAUUACCGUUGUCUUCCAGUUGCACUCAAGUCACCGAAAUCCUGCCUACCUUUAAUCCAAGUACAGUCAUUGUAGCUCUCGAAAAUGGCUCCAUCAGUACCUGGGAUGUGGAGACUCGUCAAUUAUUACGGCAAAUAACAACAGCUCAGUCAGUAAUCCUGGGCAUGAAACUCACUAGUGAUGAAAAGUACCUUGUUGUGGCCACAACCAAGAACACACUCUUGAUUUAUGACAACCUAAAUUCCUGUCUUCUGUCUGAGGUAGAGAUUAAGGGAUCAAAACAUGGUGGAAUUGGUGUAGGUUCCAGUUUUAUAAAUGGGUUUACUCUCUCAAUAAAUCAUGCACUUUCAUGGCUAGAAGCUAGCAAGGACAUUACUGUAAUAGAUCUACUUUAUGGAUGGCCACUUUAUCAGUUCCAUUGUUGGUAUGAAGUGACUUGUGUCCAGUGUUCCCCAGAUGGAAUGUAUGCUUUCUGUGGACAGUACUUGAAUACAGCAUCUAUAUUCCAUUUAGGCAGUGGAGACAAGCUGGCUACUGUGACUUCAGAAUUUUCUGGUGGGUUUGUCAAAUAUCUUCUGGUCCUAGAUACAGCUCAAGAGAUGGUGAUGGUGGACAGUGAAGGUGGUCUUUCCAUUUGGAACACUGAGGAAAUCACCAACCCCCAACUGACAGAUGACUUUGAUUGCAAGAGGGGAGACAGUGAAUUUAUCAGUAUUGAACUAGCUGAAGACCAAAGUGCAAUUUUAAUAUGUAAGGCACUUAAUAUAGAGCUUCUGGACACUGGCAUGUGGAAAGUAGCUGAAAAGUUUAGAGCUAAACACAAUGAACGCUUUAUAUCAGCUGUGUUGUCCAAAAACGGUGACUGCAUUGUUGCUUCUAUUGAAAAUACCUCUGCCAUUUUUGUUUGGAGGAGAGAUACAGGACAGUGUAUGGCAAGCUUACAAGAACUCUCAGGAAACAUUGUCAAAUUAAUUAAGUCAAAUCAUCAUAAUAUGCUGCUCUCCUUAUCUACCAGUGGUGUCCUUUCUAUCUGGGAUAUAGAUAUUAUAACUGCAAUGUCCAAUAUUGACAAAACUGGCAAGCCAAUACAAAGACUGGUAUUGCCUGCCAAAGGUGAAGUGAUUUACACACUUGAUGGGUCUGAAGUUAUACAUAAGUGGAACUUUGGCACUGGAUUUAUUGAAGCUAUAUUUAAGCAUGAAAGUAUUGUUGAAAAUUGUGUGCUGACUUCCAAUGGAAAGUUGAUGAUUACUUCUGAUGACAAAUGCAGUCAGUAUGUAUGGCAGACUAGUUCUGGUGAAAAUCUCUUCCGCAUUAAUGGACAAAGGAUAAGCCAGCUGCUGAUAACACACAAUGAUCAGUUUGUUGUCUCUCUCUGUGAGCAAAAUGCAUCUAGAGUCUGGAGACUGGCGACAGGCCACAGAGUUUGCAAUAUUCUUGUUGCCUUACAGAAUGCAUUUAUAACCACUGCUAAUACAUUUGUAGUUGGAAUGACAAAAAAUAAAGUGCUGGCAGUGAGUCUCUGGACCGGGAGUAUAACCAAGAAAUUCUGUUGCGAUGAUGGGAUAACUAUUGUUGAUAUCAAACUGAUCCCAGAUUGCCCUGACAUAGUGGUCUUUAUAACAUCAACUGAAACUGUGAACAUCUGGAGUCUUACUGAAGAAGUUAUCUGCAGACGUGUACAACUUCCCAACACUUUCUUAAAGACUUUAGAGGAUUUUGAAAUAUCACCCAAUGGGAAACUAGGGAUUAUAUCCAGGGGUGAUGAGAAUAUCAAUGUGCUUGAUCUUCACAGUGGCAAGCUUCGUGUUGUCCAUGCUUCUGGCAUUAUCUGGAGGCAGCGGCUGUCUCAGGAUGGGCGCUACCUUGUCUACAUUUGUUUUCGUACUGGUGAAGAGGAUGAUGAUAACGGUGCAAUUUCCAUCCUAAUCGUAAUGAGAUUGGCAGAUGGCAAAAAUAUUGGUGCUUGUUCCCUUUAUAAAACUCCAACUUUCCUUGCCCUUUCCCAGAGGCAUUUGAACAUUAUUGUCGGCUUUGACGAUGGAAGCAUCGGCACUUACACUGUAGUGGAUCGAGUGGAUGCAGCACUGAAAAUUAAAAUUGCUACUUCAAAUAGCCGACAGAUUUUCAACAAUGCAACACAAGUGAUUAAACCGAAGUGUCACAGUUAUAGCUUCAAGGUGACAGCAGAUUGCAUCUGGAGAGAGUCUACAGAAGUGUUCGCAAGAGACAGUCCAAUUACAGUGACAGACCCAGAGGCAAGUGAAGCAACCCCAACCAAAAAACAUAACUACUGCUAUGACAAAGUAUGUUCUGCCAUAGAUUGCAGAGGGCAUGGGUUCACUGCUGACAAUUGAUUAUAUGUAUUUGACAAAACAGCUCACCAUUCCACACACCAAAUUUCUGUUUAUCUUGUUUGUAUUUUGUUAUAACAAGUUUGAAAAGAGAACAGUUAAAAUGAAUGGGCUACAAGUUUAAAUAUUCAAAUGUGAAUCUUAAUCCAAGGCCCUUAACUGGAAAUGUCUAGCAAUAUCAUUAACAUUAUUUUAACAUUACACAAUUGGGGGGGGGGUAUUUUUAAGCUUUUUAACAGUAAAUAAAGCUACUUUUCAUAUGGGAAUGAGGCAAGCCAGCCAUUUUUAAAAAAAACAUCAGGUGGCUGUAAGUCUAAAUCUCCAGGUAUCUUGAAUAGGUAUAGCAUGCAAAAAUGAGUUUUAUCCUUCUAAUGGUGCACAUGAUAAGAUGACACAUGUCAGCCUGGAAGACUUGAUGCAUUCCAUAAACAUUUGAAUUAGUAGCUGCUAUUGUUAUUUGAAAAAAGAGGCACAAUCCUACAGCUGUUUAACACAUUUAAGUGUUGCUGAUUUGAUUGGAAACAAAUACAUUUCACUCGAUUUGACUUUACUCCACUUUGCUUGGAUUGCAUCCACUGAUUCAGUGGAAAUAGGGUAGAAGCCAAACUCUACAAAUAGCAACAUGUGAGGUCACAAAUCAAUCAUAUUAUAAUCAGAAAAACACUUUUACAUGAAUUGUACAUUUGGAUUUGGAUUCCUGUUCUUUUUUUGCAAACAUACAAAUAAUAAGAACUAUUGAUUAUCUUAGUCAAGUAAGAAAGGGUCCUAAAUCCUGAAAUUGUGUUGUUUUCUGUCUCUUUCACAUUGUAUUUUAAUACUGUGUAUAAAAAAUAACAUCUUCAAAGAAAAGGGCAUUAGGGAUAAACAGUGACACCCUCUCCCCACCUCUCAUUCUACUCUCUUUUAUUUUAAAACAGAUUUAUAUCUCAAUCUUUCUGAAAUAAGCAAGUCCAUUUUUAAUCCUUGCUGAAAUCUGAACAGAAAGCAUUCAGACAUGCUGUGUAUUGCUCUUGAUACUUGUAGUGUUUGCCUUACUGUUGUUCCUGUUAUAUUCUGUGUGAAACACAGAUCAGAUGACCAAAUACUCUGGGACUAACAUUAUGCUUGUGUAUGUGCUGAAAAUUCCAGCUGCCCCAAAGGGUUCUUUACCGUUCCACUUUAUAAUGAAUUUCUUACUUCUAUUUAGAGUAUUUAUGCCUCUUCACUUCCUGCUGAAGGACUGUUCAUGGCCUUUUUCUAGUACUUUUAUCAAUUCCAAUGCAAACAUUGUGAAAUAUGGUCCUUUAUUUCUCAUCACUUAGCUCACUUAGCUGAACUUACUGAUGAUCUGAUAAUUUAUACACAUUCUGCCCCAAUCCACAGCUCUACUAAAGUAAAGUACUUGGGAUUGGGGUGGUGAAUCCUUCCCAUUCUCUUGGAAUAUGCAAAAACACAGGCCCCACCAGUGUGGAUGGAUUGUGUGUGUAUUGGGGCAUUCUCCUUCAAAAGACAUAUGUGUCCAUCACAUGUGUAGUUUAAAAUGGAGAUGCAAAAAAUAAGGCAACACCCCAUUCCUGACAAGCAGUACAAAAGAAUAAAUAUUUCAAAACAUUCUAGUAUGAACAUCUCUGGAAUGCUGAUUUGCGUUCGGAUGUGUGUCAUUCAUUGACUGUACUGUAAUCACAAACUCAUCAUCACCAAUUUACUCUCAAUUCAAACAACAUUUUUCAAUGCAGACAUUCCACUGAGAGUCCUUAAGUGCUCGAUUAUUCUGGAAUGAAAGUCAAACAAUGUACACGCAUGUAUGAACCAGAUUUAGCUGACAAGUGUGUUUAUAUGAUAGCAAUACCGGUUCCACCUCAGUGUCAGAAACUACAACAUUACAUACAACUUUAAUGCUAGCUUUACAAGCAGACACAUUGAGUUUGGUAUUACAGGAUGAUAACAUCAACUGACUUAUGUGCAGGUACUUUAGUUUAACCUGAGCUGUGGGAUUAUUUAACUACUUAUUUUCAACAUGGCAUGUCCUUGACAUGUUUCAAUGGAUAUGAAGUCAACAGAUGUCUUUUACUUUUUAAUAGUUGACAACAGAACUCGGAGGUUCAAACCACAUAUGAGAUUGAGAGACCUGUUUGCUUCAAACAGAAUCUUCCCCAGUUAUGUAUAAAGUGACUUGAUUUUGAGAGUGAAAGGCUUUUAUGUAUGGUGAUAUUUCACCUUCCCUCCCCACAGCCUUUUCCUCCAUACAGUUGCGCUCUCAUCCUUCAUGAGAGAUCAUCACAAUUGAGAGGGGAGUAAAGCUGUGGAUGUAGACAAGGUUUGGCAUCCCCAAUUAUCCCUUUGCUUUAAAAAUUGGACACACAAAAGCUUCACUUUAUGCACUUUAUUUGGCAGGCCUAGGUCUAAUAAAUGGGACUGCCAGCGUCUUUUGUGUUUUGAGCCUCAGUGACUGAUUUUCUGACAAAAAUAAGCACCUAAGCUAGCGAAUAACUACAGUGUGUGCAUAUUCUGUGUGAAAGCCAAUGUAGUAUAUAUCAAGUGACUUGAAUGACUUUUCCUAACUUGUUUGCAACCAAUAGAUCAUAUUGAAUGUUUUUAUGUAAACUUUGUAUUGUUGGGGAAGAACUACCCAAUCAGAGAUUUAUAUUUUCAUAAAUGUUCAAUUUAGUUAAAUUUUGUUACAGAGUUGUUAAAUUAGAAAUCUAUUGCUGUCUUCAAACAAUAUACAGUCUUGUGUAUGCAUUGUUUGUAUGAAUAAAUAUAAACUAUAUAAUGAAACUAA
Messenger RNA from Anolis sagrei ordinatus, 8720 nucleotides. RefSeq names its product NACHT and WD repeat domain containing 2 (gene NWD2). The record is from RefSeq and is a predicted model, not a curated record. Lineage: Eukaryota; Metazoa; Chordata; Lepidosauria; Squamata; Anolidae. Gene Ontology annotation, molecular function: protein binding.